Molecule: messenger RNA, 2619 nt
Organism: Cricetulus griseus (Chinese hamster)
Lineage: Eukaryota; Metazoa; Chordata; Mammalia; Rodentia; Cricetidae
Source: RefSeq, a predicted model, not a curated record
CUAAGUAUCUUUUAGGCCUGACCUCAAUUUUUUUCUUCUAGUUCAAAAGGUGAUGAUUUAUCAACAGCCAUUCUCAAACAAAAGAACCGUCCCAAUCGGUUAAUUGUUGAUGAAGCCAUCAAUGAAGAUAACAGUGUGGUGUCCUUGUCCCAGCCCAAGAUGGAUGAGCUGCAGUUGUUCCGAGGUGACACAGUAUUGCUAAAAGGAAAGAAGAGACGGGAAGCUGUGUGUAUUGUACUUUCUGAUGACACAUGUUCUGAUGAGAAGAUUCGAAUGAAUAGAGUUGUUCGGACAUCCAGCCAUGCCCUGAUGUAAAGUAUGGCAAACGUAUCCACGUGCUACCCAUCGAUGACACGGUGGAAGGCAUCACUGGCAAUCUCUUUGAGGUAUACCUUAAGCCCUACUUCCUGGAAGCUUAUCGACCUAUCCGUAAAGGAGAUAUUUUCCUUGUCCGGGGUGGGAUGCGUGCUGUGGAGUUCAAAGUAGUAGAGACAGAUCCCAGCCCUUACUGUAUUGUUGCUCCAGACACAGUGAUCCACUGUGAAGGGGAGCCAAUCAAGCGAGAGGAUGAGGAAGAGUCUCUGAAUGAAGUAGGCUAUGAUGACAUUGGUGGCUGCAGGAAGCAGCUAGCUCAGAUAAAGGAGAUGGUGGAACUGCCACUGAGACAUCCUGCACUCUUUAAGGCAAUUGGUGUGAAGCCUCCUCGAGGAAUCUUGCUAUAUGGACCUCCUGGGACAGGGAAAACCCUGAUUGCCCGAGCUGUGGCAAAUGAAACUGGAGCCUUCUUCUUCUUGAUCAAUGGACCUGAGAUCAUGAGCAAAUUGGCUGGUGAAUCUGAGAGCAACCUUCGUAAAGCCUUUGAGGAAGCUGAAAAGAAUGCUCCUGCUAUAAUCUUCAUUGAUGAGCUUGAUGCCAUUGCGCCCAAAAGAGAGAAAACUCACGGGGAAGUAGAGCGUCGUAUCGUGUCUCAGUUGUUGACCCUUAUGGAUGGCCUGAAGCAGAGAGCACAUGUGAUAGUUAUGGCAGCAACCAAUAGACCCAAUAGCAUUGACCCGGCCCUACGGCGAUUUGGUCGCUUUGACAGAGAGGUAGAUAUUGGAAUCCCUGAUGCUACAGGACGCUUGGAAAUUCUUCAGAUCCAUACCAAGAACAUGAAACUGGCAGAUGAUGUGGACUUGGAACAGGUAGCCAAUGAGACUCAUGGCCAUGUAGGUGCUGAUUUGGCAGCCCUGUGUUCAGAGGCUGCUCUGCAGGCCAUCCGGAAAAAAAUGGACCUUAUUGAUCUUGAGGAUGAGACCAUUGAUGCAGAGGUCAUGAAUUCCUUGGCAGUUACUAUGGAUGAUUUCCGGUGGGCCUUGAGUCAAAGCAACCCAUCAGCACUUCGGGAAACUGUGGUAGAGGUGCCACAAGUAACCUGGGAAGACAUUGGAGGCUUGGAAGAUGUCAAACGGGAGCUUCAGGAACUGGUUCAGUAUCCUGUGGAGCAUCCAGACAAAUUCCUCAAAUUUGGAAUGACCCCUUCCAAAGGUGUUCUCUUCUAUGGACCUCCUGGUUGUGGGAAGACCUUGCUGGCCAAAGCCAUUGCUAAUGAAUGCCAGGCUAACUUCAUCUCUAUCAAGGGUCCUGAGCUGCUCACCAUGUGGUUUGGGGAAUCUGAGGCCAAUGUCAGGGAAAUUUUUGACAAGGCACGGCAAGCUGCCCCCUGUGUACUAUUCUUUGAUGAGUUAGAUUCAAUUGCCAAGGCUCGUGGUGGUAAUAUUGGAGAUGGUGGUGGAGCUGCUGACCGAGUCAUCAAUCAGAUCCUGACAGAAAUGGAUGGCAUGUCCACAAAAAAGAAUGUGUUUAUCAUUGGAGCUACCAACCGGCCUGACAUCAUUGAUCCUGCUAUCCUAAGACCUGGCCGUCUUGAUCAGCUCAUCUAUAUCCCACUUCCUGAUGAGAAGUCCCGUGUUGCCAUCCUGAAGGCUAACCUGCGCAAGUCUCCAGUUGCCAAGGAUGUGGAUUUGGAGUUCCUGGCUAAGAUGACAAAUGGCUUUUCUGGAGCUGAUCUGACAGAGAUUUGCCAACGUGCUUGUAAACUGGCCAUUCGUGAAUCUAUUGAGAGUGAGAUUAGGCGAGAACGAGAGAGGCAGACAAAUCCAUCAGCUAUGGAAGUAGAAGAGGAUGAUCCAGUGCCUGAGAUUCGCAGAGACCACUUUGAAGAAGCCAUGCGCUUUGCUCGUCGUUCUGUCAGUGAUAAUGACAUUCGAAAGUAUGAAAUGUUCGCCCAGACACUUCAGCAAAGUCGAGGUUUUGGCAGCUUCAGAUUCCCUUCAGGGAACCAGGGUGGAGCUGGCCCCAGCCAGGGCAGUGGCGGUGGCACAGGUGGCAGUGUGUACACAGAAGACAAUGACGAUGACCUGUAUGGCUAAGUGAAAAGCCAGCAUGCAGCGAGCUGGCCUGGCUGGACCUUGUUCCCUGGGGGUGGGGGCACUUGCCCAAGAGGGACCAGGGGUGUACCCAUGGCCUGUUCCAUUCCUCAGUCUGAACAGUUCAGCUCCAGUCAGACUCUGGACAGGGGUUUUCUGUUGCAAAAAAAAAUUACAAAAGCGAUAAAAUAAAAGUGAUUUUCAUUUGGGA